This is a messenger RNA of Alternaria ventricosa, 648 nucleotides long. RefSeq lists its product as uncharacterized. NCBI's taxonomy places the organism in Eukaryota, Fungi, Ascomycota, Dothideomycetes, Pleosporales, Pleosporaceae. The record is from RefSeq and is a predicted model, not a curated record. Gene Ontology annotation, biological process: endoplasmic reticulum to Golgi vesicle-mediated transport; retrograde vesicle-mediated transport, Golgi to endoplasmic reticulum; vesicle fusion with Golgi apparatus. The transcript is spliced from 5 exons. Gene Ontology annotation, cellular component: endoplasmic reticulum-Golgi intermediate compartment; SNARE complex; ER to Golgi transport vesicle membrane. The coding region runs from base 1 to 648 and encodes 215 amino acids. Gene Ontology annotation, molecular function: SNAP receptor activity.
AUGAUCAAACACACCAUAAUAUCGCGGCUCGAUGGCCUUCAUUUGGUAGCCUCGGUCGACAAUAACCAGAAUGAUGCCGAGUUCAACGAGGCCACGAACAAAGUAAAGAUGUUACAGCGACGCCUAAACCGUAACGCCGAACAACAAGCGAGUAUAGAGAGCGGAAACUACACAUUCCACUACAUCAUCGAAGGCGACCUCUGCUUCCUCUGCAUAUGCGACCGCUCAUACCCGCGCAAACUCGCUUUCACAUACCUCUCCGACCUCCAACGCGAAUUCACCACUACAUACCAACCGCAACAGUACCUCUCACCCACAUGCCGACCGUACGAAUUCGUCGGGUUCGAUCAGUUCAUUCAGAGCACAAAGAAGACAUACCAAGAUUCGAGGGCGACACAGAAUUUAGACAAGUUGAACGAUGAGCUGAAGGAUGUUACAAAGGUCAUGACCAAGAACAUUGAGGAUCUGCUGUAUCGAGGAGACAGUCUGGAGAGGAUGGGCGAUAUCUCGAGCCGGUUAAGGGAGGACAGUAGGAAGUACAAGAAGGCUGCUGUGCGCAUCAACUGGGAGUUGUUGUUGAAGCAGUACGGACCCAUCGGCGGACUAGCCUUCAUCAUCAUCGUCUUCAUCUGGUGGAGAUUCUUUUAG